Messenger RNA from Selaginella moellendorffii, 1210 nucleotides. RefSeq lists its product as uncharacterized. The transcript is spliced from 7 exons. The record is from RefSeq and is a predicted model, not a curated record. Bases 156 to 1028 code for a protein of 290 amino acids. Gene Ontology annotation, molecular function: UDP-xylose transmembrane transporter activity; antiporter activity. Lineage: Eukaryota; Viridiplantae; Streptophyta; Lycopodiopsida; Selaginellales; Selaginellaceae. Gene Ontology annotation, cellular component: Golgi apparatus.
GGGCUCUUCGUCUUCGUCCGGGAGUGGCGAGGCGGGCGGGCGGGCGAUUCACGAAAAGAAUCCGCUAUCCUCGAAUGUGGGUCUCCAGUUCCAGAAGGAGACGCGCUGGCCGCGCGCUAGGGCCGCGGAUUUGAGCUGAAUGGUGUGGAUGCGCCAUGAUCUUCCUCAAGAUGUUCAACCUUUUUGUCUCGCGGAAGCUUCUCAAGCGCAAAGACAGUCACGCUUCGCCAGCUUCUUUGGUGGAUGAUCUACGCGCAUCGCUGCUGAGCGAUCUUCGCACGUCCGAUGGUGCCAAGAGACAACAGCAGCGUUUCUGCGGCCCCAGUGCCGCUCUAACUUUCAACUUCCUCGUUGCGGUGGCCAUCAUAUUGAUGAACAAAUCGGUUCUUGGCAGAGUUGGAUUUAACUUUCCCAUAGCGCUCACAUUCUUGCACUACUCCGUAAGCUGGAUUUUCAUGUGUAUAUUGAAUGCCUGUUCGCUUCUCCCGGCCGCUCCUCCGCUCAAAGCAACGCCAAUCUCGUCACUCUUUGGUCUCGGCAUUGUCAUGGCGUUUUCCAACGGACUCGCGAACGUCAGUCUGAAAUACAACAGUGUAGGAUUCUACCAAAUGGCCAAGAUCGCAGUCACACCUACGAUUGUAUUGUCCGAAUUCAUGCUCUUCGCAAAGAGAGUUUCCAUCCAAAAGGUGCUAGCUUUAGCUGUUGUUUCCGUGGGAGUGGCCAUUGCCACCGUCACAGACUUACAGUUCCACUUGUUCGGAGCUCUGGUAGCAGUAGCGUGGAUCAUCCCCAGCGCGAUCAACAAGAUCCUCUGGUCGAAUCUACAACAGCAAGAAGGCUGGACGGCGCUUGCGCUUAUGUGGAGAACCACUCCGAUAACUCUCCUCACGCUUCUCAUCCUCAUGCCGUGGCUCGAUCCACCGGGAUUUUUUUCGUUCCAAUGGAGUUUCUUUAGCACAGCCGCGGUGCUAUCGUCCGCUGUUCUUGGAUUUCUUCUUCAGUGGUCUGGAGCUCUAGCACUCGGGUAGGAUCUUCUUUUCUUUCUUCUCCAGCCCAGGAAAAAAAACGUGAAAUCUUUCUUUCCUCGUGAAAACAGUGCCACUUCCGCGACGACUCAUGUGGUUCUCGGACAGUUUAAGACGUGCGUUAUACUUCUCGGCGGUUACGUUUUCUUCCACUCCAAUCCAGGAUCCAAGAGCCUCUCCGGCGC